Messenger RNA from Schistosoma rodhaini, 1485 nucleotides. Lineage: Eukaryota; Metazoa; Platyhelminthes; Trematoda; Strigeidida; Schistosomatidae. The record is from the annotation of a GenBank genome assembly.
AUGGUGGAUGCGGAAUUCAAACGAAAACUAAAUGAAAUCCGUGAGAAAGUAGAAGAUCUUUUUGAUUUUGAAGGAUGUAAAGUUGGACGUGGGACAUAUGGAAGUGUUUAUAAAGCCAAACUUAAAGAUGGUACAGACGGUAGAGAUUAUGCAUUAAAACAAAUUGAAGGUACUGGUUUAUCUAUGUCUGCGUGCCGAGAAAUAGCUCUUCUUCGUGAGUUAAAGCAUCCAAAUGUAAUUACUCUACAACGAGUUUUUCUGAAUCAUACAACUAGGCGAGUAUGGCUGCUAUUCGACUUUGCAGAACAUGAUCUUUGGCAUAUUAUAAAAUUUCAUAGAACAACUAAAGCAAAUAAAAGUACAGUUCAAGUCUAUGGCAAUAUGGUCAAAAGUUUAAUGUAUCAAAUAUUAAAUGGAAUCCAUUAUUUACAUGACAAUUGGGUUUUACAUCGAGAUUUGAAACCUGCAAACAUCUUAGUUAUGGGUGAAGGUCCUGAUCGAGGUCGAGUUAAAAUAGGUGAUUUAGGUUUUGCUCGUCUAUUUUAUCAACCACUGAAGCCAUUAGCUGAUUUGGAUCCAGUUGUUGUGACAUUUUGGUAUCGUGCACCAGAAUUGCUACUAGGAGCUAGACAUUAUACAAAAGCUAUUGAUAUAUGGGCCAUUGGAUGUAUUUUUGCAGAAUUACUAACAUAUGAACCUAUAUUUCAUUGUCGUCAAGAAGAUAUUAAAACAAGUACACCAUAUCACAAAGAACAACUGGAGCGUAUUUUUCGUGUAAUGGGAUAUCCACCAGAUGAUGCUUGGGUUGAUAUGAAAAAAAUGCCAGACUAUCAUCAAUUAUUACGUGAUUCCAUAAGUAAAAAAACCUAUGGUAAAUAUUCACUGGAAGGUUAUUUUGAAGAGAAAAAAUUCAAAGUGGAUGAAAGGGAAUUAGCUUUGCAGACAGCUGUGAAAUCAACUUCCCAUCGUAGAUUUACUUGUUCUUUUGAUGUAAAAAAAAGUGUAUUUCACGGCGUAUCACGUGGAAGGGAAUUCAAUUUUGGACGAUCUAAUGGUCUCUAUUCUGAUGGAUUUCGUACUACACCUCCACCACCCGCUUAUUCUAGUUUAAAGCAUAUGAUUCAACCACCACCAGCUUAUUCAGAAAUUCAAUCUACUACUGAUUUAUUAGCUAAACAAUGUGUUAAUACAUCAACGUUAAUAACUACUACUACUACUUCAAAUAUAGGAAAUCCAGUAGAAAUUGAACAAUCACAACAUGAAUCAAUGCAUAUAACAUCAUCACCUAAUACUAAUAUUACUACUACUAAUAGUACUACUACUGUCAACACGAAUUCUCCGCCUUCUUAUUCUGAAGUUGUUUUAUCACGUUCCAAUCAUUCAUAUAACUAUCAAAUCAAUCAUAACACAUCAUCUUCAGACGCUAACGAAUCAAACACAACAUGUACAUCAAAUCUUGAUACGUCGAGUACAAUUACAAAUUAA